Capsella rubella is the source of this 1634-nucleotide messenger RNA. RefSeq names its product COBW domain-containing protein 1. The record is from RefSeq and is a predicted model, not a curated record. Lineage: Eukaryota; Viridiplantae; Streptophyta; Magnoliopsida; Brassicales; Brassicaceae. The coding region runs from base 139 to 1503 and encodes 454 amino acids. The transcript is spliced from 9 exons. Gene Ontology annotation, cellular component: cytoplasm.
AAAAAAAAAAAAAAAAAAAAGUUAUCAGCAUCUAGAAGGAGCUAGCUACUACACAGAGAGUGGAACGAGAUUCAUACUCGCCAAUCGCCAUUGACCUUUCAUAGAGCGAAGCUUUACUUUAAUACCCUUUUAACUAAAAUGGCGACGCUAUCAAAACUAGAGAUUGCCACGACCUUCCUCGCUUACACUGCUCCUCGUUGCUCGACGACCUUGAACCCUCACUUCUCUUCUGCAGCCAUCUCCGUUUUCUCCAGGCGCAGAGCUACGACCGCUUCCGUCACAGCGACGCAGUCGUUGUUCUUUUCCCCGGUGGUAAAUUCCAAUCGCCGUCGAAAAUUCUCAUCUGUCUCGGCCUCAGCUUCCGCGCCGCCGCAGACUGAAGAUUCCGAUGUCACCACUAAGAUUCCGCCUGAUAACCGGAUUCCGGCUACUAUAAUCACGGGGUUUCUGGGCUCUGGCAAGACGACAUUGCUGAAUCAUAUACUGACCAGAGAUCAUGGGAAGCGCAUUGCCGUGAUCGAGAAUGAGUUUGGUGAAGUUGACAUCGAUGGUUCACUUGUUGCUGCUAAAUCUGUGGGAGCAGAGGAUAUUGUGAUGCUCAACAAUGGCUGUCUGUGUUGCACAGUUAGGGGUGAUCUUGUGAGGAUGAUUGGAGAAUUAGUCAAUAAGAAAAAGGGAAAAUUCGACCAUAUUGUGAUAGAGACAACAGGAUUGGCAAACCCUGCACCAAUUAUCCAAACCUUUUAUGCUGAAGAAGAAAUUUUCAAUGAUGUCAAACUGGACGGCGUUGUUACUCUAGUUGAUGCUAAGCAUGCUCGUUUGCAUCUGGAUGAGGUCAAACCCAAAGGUGUUGUCAAUGAGGCUGUUGAACAAAUUGCGUAUGCAGAUCGUAUCAUAGUUAAUAAGACUGAUCUUGUUGGUGAGGCAGAAUUAGGUUCUGUGGUGCAACGCAUAAAGACAAUAAACAGCAUGGCUCAGAUGACGCGGACAAAGUACGGAAAUGUUGACUUAGAUUACGUUCUUGGAAUUGGAGGUUUUGAUCUACAGAGAAUCGAAAGCUCUGUGAAUGAAGAUGAUAAAGAAGAUCACCAUGAUCACGACCAUGAUCAUCACCAUGAUCACGACCAUGAUCAUGACCAUGAUCACAACCACCAUCAUCACGAUGAACAUGAGCAUCAUCAUCAUUCUCAUGAUCACACCCAUGAUCCCGGUGUUUCUUCAGUCAGUAUUGUUUGCGAAGGAAGCUUAGACCUUGAGAAGGCAAACAUGUGGCUAGGGACUUUACUGAUGGAACGCAGUGAGGACAUCUACAGAAUGAAAGGUCUCCUCUCGGUCCACAGCAUGGAGGAGAGAUUUGUGUUUCAAGGAGUCCAUGACAUAUUUCAAGGAUCACCAGACCGGUUAUGGGGAAGAGACGAAGCUAGAGUGAACAAGAUUGUCUUCAUUGGCAAGAAUUUGAACAGGGAGGAGUUAGAAAAGGGUUUUAAAGCGUGCUUGAUUUGAUUUUUGGAAUCUUUUUUUAUCUUUUCACUAAGGUGUAAUGUAUACCUUGUAAUUCUAUUUAAGUGCCAAGCAAACGUGAUUGCGGAGGUAUCCCCUACUUAAUAAAGUUAAAUCUACAAUCUUUGAACAAA